This is a messenger RNA of Scophthalmus maximus (turbot), 6813 nucleotides long. RefSeq names its product Rho guanine nucleotide exchange factor (GEF) 1b (gene arhgef1). Gene Ontology annotation, biological process: intracellular signal transduction; G protein-coupled receptor signaling pathway. Gene Ontology annotation, cellular component: cytoplasm. The transcript is spliced from 26 exons. NCBI's taxonomy places the organism in Eukaryota, Metazoa, Chordata, Actinopteri, Pleuronectiformes, Scophthalmidae. Gene Ontology annotation, molecular function: G protein-coupled receptor binding; guanyl-nucleotide exchange factor activity. The record is from RefSeq and is a predicted model, not a curated record. Bases 1119 to 3791 code for a protein of 890 amino acids.
CUGCCCUGGACACGGUUCAAGAAAGACAGCGAGAGAUCUGGGGGAAAGUUAAUCUAUCCUUGACCCCAUGGCCAACUGCAAUGUGUUAUCCUGCACAAGAAGCGAGUCAGACAGAGAGUGAGAGGAGGCCAGGUAGAGGGCAGACGACUGUCUAACUUCAUCUUGUCAGAGGGGAGAGAAAAAAAUGAAGUGAACGACAGAAAUUAAGGGAGUUUUUUGGGGGGGGUUUUUGCACAAGCAAUACUCGUCCUCUGGAUGUAAUCGCACCGUGAGUGGAGAAGACACAAAAAGCCUUCAAAGCCGACUGUAUCAAAGACACAACAGUUCCGCUUUGGACUCUCUCAUUUACUAUCACACAGUCGGAUCUCUAUCUCCAUCGCACAGACGAUUCAUUCAAUUCAGCCAAUCCAGUCAUUUACCCAGACAAUCAUUUCUCUAUUCCCCUCACUCUAACAUACUCCCACACUCUUGCACCCAGUAACUCCCCUGAAAACACCCCCUCCCUCACAAGACCACAACACAAGUGACCUCGCCCCCCUCGUCUGGUUCUCAUUGGUCUUUCUGCUGAUGAGGACAAGCCAACCGCACCAUUUGAUUGGAUUACGCUGGGAAAUCUCGGGGGGAACCCCUCCCACCCUUUAUGUUCAUAACAAAACAUGAGUGUCCAAUUUCUACAGUCUUGCCUGCAUGUUGCAUCAGACUAAAACAUGGUUAAAUAGACAUUUCCGCUGCGUUGGAGCAUUCUUUUGAGUUUGGAUUGGUUUUGCAGACGGCGUACUGGAGAGACGAAUCAGUGCAGAUAGCGUUCUAGACCGUCCUGAGACGAUAGUUUGAAUUAUUAGCAGAUCAGAAGAGUGCAAGUUGAUUUCUUUCUUAUUUUUAGUGGGCAGAGGUGCAGCUUUUGAUGCAUCUCUCACUUUUUUGAUCCUUUUUUUUUUGUUGUUGUUGCUUUUUUCGGCUCUUUUUUUGAAAUUUUUCUUAGAAUAUGUUCCAUAGCAUCUGCUCUGAACAAAAUAACAUUACUGUCAGCUUUGAGUUGGAUCAGAAAAAGCUCAGCCACUUCAGAUUCCACCGGCCCAAAACACAGUUAACAGUCGGUCGGACAAGAGAAAGGAAAAAUGCUACUUAAAAGGAAGAGACCAACAAUUGUCUCAGACGAGGAAAAAUGCCAAUCCAUCUUCACAGCGGUUGCCUUCUACAUGAAGCACCUUGGGGUCAAAACCAGGGCAGUAGACAGUAAGAAGUCCAGAGGAGGCUUCUUCAGGAGACAACUGGUAAAGAAUAAGAAGGAUGAAUCCACAAAGACCAAGCCGAGGGGGGUGUUUCCUGGCAUCCCCAGCUGGAUUGCAGGCAACAUUACAGCUGAGGUCAAACCUAAAGUGGAGACUGAAGCGGAAAAGGACAAAGUGAAUCAGGAGCGCAAGGGCCCAGCUCCGGGCAGAGGCUCCGUGACCGACGCUGCAAUCCUGGCCCUCCCCAGCAGGAAGUCGGCUUCCAGCGGAGGCUCUGCCUCCGUACCUGGGCUGGAUAUCACUGACGUCUUGGGCAACAACAUCAGUGCUGCCACCGUCAGCCCCGAGUCUUCACACAGCGAUGGCCUCUCAAGCAAUCUCUUAGAGCCUCCGACCCUGUCAGAUGGGGGUGAUGUGUCCCCCGUCGGGCUCGGGGGUGCGGUGACCAUUGGGGAGCUCAUCCCCCCGAGCGACACUCCCACCGACGAGAAUGUGGAGAAAGACAGACGGAAGACAAGUAGGAAAGUGGCCCGUAGCGAGAGUGCUCGCGUGGACCGGCACUCGUCUCAUCGCCGUGGCACUUCCCGGGCCAAACAGUCCCGCUCCCGUAGUGAUGUGGACCUCCAGCCGCCUUCUACCACGACAACAUCACCUUCUCCGCUCACUCCCCAGCACCUCCAUCCUGUCGAGGGACCAGUUUUUGUUCCUGAAGGGCCGGGCCUCUCCCCAACCAGCCCCUCCCCGCAGCUGGAGGAGGUGGAGCCACGCCUCCUGGAAUUUGAGCAUGACCCGCCCAACUGGAGGGACCUGGCCUCCCCCGAAGCUCUGCCCAGCCUCGGCAAGAAGGAGACCAAGAGACAGGAGGUCAUCAACGAGUUGUUUGCCACAGAGCAUGCCCACGUGCGAAUGCUGAGCGUCCUUCAGAUGGUUUUCUCUAAGCCCUUGGAGAGAGAGGAGCUCCUGACCUCCACCGAACUUGCCGCCAUCUUCCCCAACUUGGACGAGAUCAUUGACAUGCACUAUAACUUCUACGAGAACCUUAAGAAACUGCGUUUGGAUGACAACUUCAUAGUCAAAUCCAUCAGCACCACAGUACUCAACAGGUUUGGUGGUACAGAGGGGGAUUGGUUCCAGAAACUGACAGCCCGGUUCUGCAGUCACCAGUCGUGGGCCUUGGUCCAGAUUAAGAGCAGGCAAAAAAAAGAGCCACGCUUCAACUCCUUCAUACAGGAGGCAGAGAGUAAGCCCCAGUGCCGCAGGCUUCAACUCAAGGACAUCAUACCAAUAGAGAUGCAGAGACUGACCAAGUACCCGUUACUGCUGGAGAAUAUUGCAAAAAACACAGACGACCUGACGGAAAAGGAGAGGAUCCAGCAGAGCGCAGAGUGCUGCCGAAAGAUCCUCAACCAUGUCAAUGAGGAGGUCAAAGUGAUGGAGAACCUAUUGACUCUGAAGGACUACCAGCGUAGAUUGGACACGUCAGGCCUCAAACCAAGUAACGAGCUUUAUACUGAAUACAAGAACGUCGACCUGACACAGAAGAAGAUGCUUUAUGAAGGUCCUCUGACCUGGAGAGUCACAAAAGAGAAAGGAAUUGAGGUGCAGUGUGUGCUGCUGGGGGACCUGCUGGUGCUGCUCCAGAGGCAGGACGACAAGAUGGUCCUCAAAUGCCAGAGUAAGAGUAACAUCGCCGUGCAGGAGGGCAAGCAGAUGCUGAGCCCCAUCAUCAAGCUAGACUCGGUCUUUCUCCGUGAGGUGGCCACAGAUCGAAAGGCCUUCUACGUGAUAUUUACCUGGGACAGUGGCGCUCAGAUCUACGAACUGGUGGCUCAGUCUGUUGGAGAGAGGAAAAUCUGGACUGAUGUGAUAAAGACAGCUGUGGACGAUCUGAAGAAGAGCGGAGCACCCAUGAGGUUGAAUCUGCCUCCUGGAAGUGGAGGAUGUCCCUCCAGUCCCUCCACGCUGACUGCUCCUUUGAGCCCGACUGAGAAUGGAGGCUUGAAAAGCAGCAGUGAUCAAGAUAAGGACAGCCUGACAGAUGACAAGUUGUCAGACCCCAGACACAUGCUGAUUGAUUUCCUUUCUGACAAAGGCUUCGACUUGAUAGGCCACUCCAACAGCGAUCAGGAGAAGGUUGCUAACAGUGCUUUGGAUGAAGUCAUGUCGCUGAAAAGGCUAUUGGUCGGCAGCAUCAGUCUAUCAGAGGACUCGCAACCUGAUGAAGAAAACGGAGAGGACCAAUCACAGAGCCCCAAUCAAGAAAUGGAUAGCUGCCAAUCAACAGUCUCUCUGUGCGCAGAGGAAAGCCAGACAACAGACGGAGUAGCAGAAGAAGAGAACGACGGCAGUUGUGAAAAAGAAGGUGCGGGGACGAAGGGCGAGGACAAGAGGAGCAUCAGCGCUCCCCUGGUGCUGUCCGAGGAGAGGAUGGAGGAAGUAUGCAGGAGGCUCCACAGUCUAGAGGAACGACUGAAGAGAUUACAGACUGUAGAAGAGAGGCACCACAGGCUGCAGGAGGCACUUUCCAAGUUCUCGCUGGAGGGAGGUAACUUCCAGUGAGUCACCAUCACGCCACCUGCUGGCCACUAGAUUUUUACUGGUGCUGGUUUGGAGUGUAAGAGUGACUUUCAAAGGCUUCCCUGGAAAUUCCGAAAACAUUCACGAGUCAUGCCUCCCUGACCCUCGCUGCCUUAUUUGUUUGUGCGACAGCUGUUUACAGCUGAGCAGGAAGUUUUCUGCCUGACAGAGGGGGGGGGGCUUCGUGCUCUGUGCAGUGGAUCAAUGGGAGGUGUAUCCAUGUAAAUGUUUGUCUGUUUGUGUGCAUGCUUGGUAGAGAGGUAUACAAAGAUAAAAAAAGAAAGAAAAGAAAAAGACAUCCUACUUUUGAGUGGGAGGUUGUAUUUGCAGAUGGGGUGGCCUUAACAGACGCAAUAUUUUUGCUGUGAGAGAUGCUCCCUAACCAAAUAUAGAGAUUGCAAUCUGCUGUAACACACAUACGCACACCAAAGACAUGCACGCUACAAAAACAAUUUACAUUGAGGCCAAAGGCAGAUGUACAGUAAUGGAGCUGUUUGGCAGGACCAGGAGAAAAGCCUUGAGGGCCGCUGUUGCGUUCGAAGAUGUAUUGAAAUACUACUGCUGAUUUAUAGUGUUAUUUCUAGUCUAUGCCAAAGUACCACAAAGAUGCACUUUUUUUUCUGAUCAAAACAAAUUGAAGCCACGUUGUUGUUAUUUUUGCAGCUGGGCUUCAUGUCGGUGGCCCUCACUAUUGAGAAAAUGCAUGGUAGAAAGUGUGUGUAUGUGUGUUACAAGGUUUUUUUUAUCAAGGAAGUGCUUGAUUGGAGGGUUCUUACUGCAAUUGGGUCACAUGCAAACAAUUACACAAUAUGUAAUCAUGCUGUUAAUAAUGGAGACUUGUUUGUAUGUACCGCUUUUAUUUAUUCUCCUGUCGGGUCAGUGCGUCACCUCACCUGAGAACAGCUGUUACAGCCCUGGGCCCCCAAAAAAAUUAAUAGACGGAGCAAAAACGUCUAAGAGAAGGGAGGAAACAUAGGAAGGCAAACGGAGAAUGUGUCGCAGAGAGUGAAGACGUCGGGAUGGAGAGCGAGUUUACAGGUUGUUAUUUGAAGCCGGCUUAGACGGUCAUGAGAAGACGUGUAGAAAACGUGAGAUUACAGUAGGAUUUGCAUUUAGUGUACUGAAGAAAAAUGUUGACACACAGACACACUGAGGGCCCAGUGUUACGGAAUUGUUCACAUAGGUCGUUCAGGGCCAGUGUCCUUUCUAUAAGAUCAUCUUCCCCAAAGAUUCGGUCGCAGCUCCUGAUCCAAAACACGGUCUUCAGGUGUGAUUAUAAAUUGUAUUUGGGGGGAAACAAAUCAAAUUUUCCCCUACUAGCAAUAUUUGUAUAAGAGUUUAGCUCCAUCUUUGUAUAUUUUAUUUUCAGCCGUUGAUUGUAAUUAUAAUUCUGAUGGUAUCAUUUCUAAGUACAGUGGCGUGACUGUGGCCAUGCGCACAGGACCAAAGACGUUACACAGCACCGUUAGAUCCUCAUACAAGCUGUCAUUUUCUUAAUGACAUGUUUCAUAUGUAUAUUAGCGUGUCACUUGAUGGGGGAGCAGGAGUGGUGGCCUGCGUUCAGCAGCUGCUCUUCCUAGUCUGCUUAAACUCCAACUUGUGGCGACCAAAUGUGUUGGUCGGUUUUCACUUCUCUGAUGAUUGUACAACAAUAAUGUCAGACUGCUCUAACUUUAUGACCAAACUCAAACUGAAUUCUUGCAAAUGCUUCAUUGAAUUUUUUAAUGGAAAGGUUUUCUUCAGCAUCUGCCUCGGUCAGUCGGUGUGUGUAACCGUGUCCUGGAUAUGAACCUAAACACACUGGUCCUGCUCCAGCUGCAGAGAGAGGAGAGAGAGAGCAACAGGACGAUGAAACCAGAUGAAGACACAAAGGAAACCUUGAGGGUGUGGAGGAAGGAAGGAAGGACGACGACAGUCUCAUUCCAAUGUCACUCUUUCCAGUACUGUAAUCAUACAAAUGAUGGUGCCAUUAGAUGCUAAAUCAUAUAAGUUUGGGUGUGAGCAUCACUGCCAACUCCCAUCGUGUCCUCCUUUUUGUUUGUAUAUAAAUGUUAUCUUGAAGGAGAAAUUAGAAAAGUAUUAAUUGGAUAAAUCACUCACCCUAUGCUUAUUAGCGACAUACACCUAUUGAUAACACGCUCACCUCUUUUGAUAGCAUGAUCACCUUUUCCUACCACACUUUUUCCCAUACGUUGUGUAUUUCGUUUGAUGUACUUAAACGGGUCGGGGAGGUUUUUGUUACUGUUUCCCCCCCCCCCCCCCCCCCCCAUUGUUUUACAAAGCAGCUUUUGUAAUUAUAUACUAUGUAUUUGGCUGUAAUGGUGAGAGAGAGAGAGAGACGUCUUGUCUGUAUCUUGUCUAUGCAUGAGCAAAGUUAUGCAAAUGUUGAAAACCAUGGCAAAUUGUUAUUCACACUGUGCUAAUUAUGAGCGGGACACAUUUAAAGAGAUGAUCUCAUACCAGGGAUGUUUGUUUGUAUUUUUAAAUUUUUUUUGUAACUUCGGCAAGUCAACCCCUUCUCUGGCUGAACGACCUCCACGGGCACUUCUCGCUCUCUCUCCUCCAGACGCGUCCCCCCUGUCUAUUCUAUAUACAAAUACCUAGAUGUAUAGAAAAUUGUAUUUAUAUAUAGUAGUGCCUUGUUCUGACCCUCCAGCUGUUGGCUUCAUAAAGGGCUCUCGGGUCUCAGCAAUCACAGUCACCGAUGUCCUGGUGCCAUGUCUUCCGUGGACUGACCAAGUGACCAAUUGGCAUUGAGGGAUCAUCCCAGGAUUCUGAUUGGUUGUGCCCUGUAUAGAAAAAGACUGCUUCUUGUCAUGCAGGCAUCUGCCAGUUUGCCCAUCUAUAAACAAUGAAUAUGCAAGAACUAUACUGUGUAUUUGGGUUUUGAUUUUUUUUUAAAUAUUAUUGUGUAAGAGGCUCUUUAGUGAUGUAUACUUAAGGAAAAAUUGUGGUACGUUUGUUUUUUAAUUCUUAAUGUUUUUAAAUAAAUUGGGGAAAUAAA